CGUACAAAACUGAACUCCGCCCCGGCGAAAUAAAAUUGAGCGCCACCCGAAAUUUUGAAAUGUCGAAACCCUAAAACCCAUAAAACACCCCCAAACUCAACCAUCCCCACCAAUUCGACUCUCAUUUCCAGCAAUGGAGAAGCGAUUAAGAUCAUCUCUCCACAACUCUGCCGACGAAUUCCUCAAAUCAGCUGCUAAAAUAGGGUUUAAAUCCUCCAAACCCUCACUCAAAACCCUAAUUCACUCUCUCAACUCCUCCUCUCCACUCAUUAUCUCUCUCCCUUCAUCUCUCCACCGCUCCAUUUCUCAAUCAAUCGCUAGUUUCACUAAUUUGUCCGACUCAGAAGCUUUCGAAGACGCCAAAUCCCCGCCUACGAAACGACAUCGUAGGUCCUCUCGCUUCAGCAAUGAUGAUUCAGGUACGGAUAAUAAACGCGAGGAAUUAAAGCAUUCUAUUGUCGAGAAUCUUCAGAUUUGUACUCAUGUGGUGUAUUUGUGUGUGUCGCACCCGAAGAAAGUGUUCUCGCCUUCUGAUUUAUUGGCUUGUGCGCGUAAUUUGCAUGAUAAUCUAGUUUUGUUUGAGUUUGAUGAGGUGUUGAUGAGUGAGAUAGCGUGUUUGUGUGAAGAAUGGUGGAAGGAGGAUUUGCCGGAGCGAGAGGCAUUGAUUUCGUUGUCGAUGCCUCUUUUGCUGUCGAGGUCAUUGACGUUGAAGAGGAAAGUGGAUGUACAUAGAGUUUAUGCGCUUCGGGAGGCGUUUACAUGUUUUGAUUAUGAUGAUGAGAGUAUUGAGGACAUGAAGCGGUUUUUGCUCAGGUGUUAUAUUGAGCCGUUGUAUUUGAAGACGGAGGAUGGGAAGAAGUUUCUAUCGUUUCUGUUUGAGUUGGAUACGCAGUUGGUUAAAGAAGCUUUGGUGAUGAUUAGGUCGCAGAUUUCUACCGGUAGGAAAUCGACGUUGGAGGCCUAUGCGGAGAUUGUUUUUAAGGCUUGGAAGGUGGUGGAGGAUGAGGAGUCCAAGUAUGAUAUUGAAAUAAGAUUUUUACAGGAACUGAUUGAUAGCUGUAUUCAUGCUAGUUCUGAACAAUUUUCAGCCUCGAUUAGAAGGAUAUUGGGAGGAUUUAUCAGCCAGAGAACAAAUCGUGAUGUCGAAAAGCUUUUGUUUCACCUUUCAGAGCCUCUUAUAUUUCGGUCACUAGAGGUGGCGAACUCAAAUGUACGUCAAAACACACUGUUCUUAUUAUUAGAUAUGUUUCCUCUUCAAGACCCUGGUAUGACUAAGGAGGGAAAUGAUUUAUUGCUAGAGAAGCAAUUCUAUCUAUUGAACAAACUGCUCACUGAUGAAUGUCCAUCCAUAAGAGUUACAGCAGUAGAAGGUUCUUGUCGUGUACUUCAUUUGUUCUGGGAAAUCAUUACUCCGUCAACCAUCACAAAAUUGCUAGCUAAAGUUUUUGACUAUAUGACAAAGGACAAAUCUAAAGAAGUCAGGCUUGCUACACUGGAUGGCAUUGUAUAUUUGCUUGGUAAUCCUCAAUCGCACGAGGUUCUUAGAGUGCUUCUACCGAGAGCUGGUCACCUAGUUUCCGAUGCUUCCUCGUCAGUACGUGCUGCUGCUGUAGAUCUUCUUUUACUUGUUAGUGGGAUGCGAAAUUUUCAGUUUCACAAGGUAGCACGACUGGAUGUACUGCUUCUGAUACUUGCAAAUGAUCAAGCACUGGUUGCUCGGAAAAUUACUAAGCUUCUUAUUCCAUCAUACUUCCCUUCCACAGCAGGUUCAGCAGAAGCAUGUAGACGCUGUGUAACACUUAUUAAAAGGUCACCAAAAGCAGGAGCAAGGUUCUGUGAAUUCGUAUAUCAGGAAGGGGCAUCUCUGGAGUUCCUUAUGGAACUAUUUAGGCAUAUUAUAAGCUUGGCAUUGUCACCUGAUCACCAGGAACCAGAUCAAAUUAAUGCCUUUUUAGAUGCUUGCGCCUUCCUGUGCCAGAAUCUUGCUAGUGAUUCAUAUUACAAAGGUGUUCUUAAGGAGGAGGUAUGUAGUGAAAAGCUAAAUCGCUUGCUUGUCUCUUCAUCUACAGGGCGUGCUUGUUCUUCUCUAUGUAAAAUUGUUUCUGCAGUCUCUCAUGAUGGAAUAGAUAGUUUAAUUAAAGAAUGCAUGACCUUGGUUACAAAAUGUGGUGGUUUAUUAUCUGGUAAUGUGAAAAUGGAAGCUGAUGUGAGGUCUGUCCACAAGAUGAUGCUGGCUUGUGAUCGCUUUGAUUAUAUGUUUGAAACUUUGGCAAGGCUCUUGGGGAAAAUUGCUGAUGCAUGCCAUCUUAAAUAUGAUUUAGAAAGACAGACACAUGAUAUUCCCUCCACAAAACAAAGGAAGGCUAAACAAUUCACUGCAAUAUCUGGAAAGCGGAAGAAAACUUCUCCUAGCUCUACAAUUAAAUUUGAGGAAGAUUAUGCAAUUGCUGUAGGGAUUAGUUGGCAAAUCAAGGACCUGCUUAUAUUUGAUGACACAAGAAAUGCGGUGCUUGAGUCUGGAUAUAUAGAAUCUGUAUUUUCUUCCUUAAAAGUAAUUUCUGAGGUCAGCAUUAUGCAGACUAAGCAUUGUGAUUCUAUGAAUGUAUAUCCACUUUUAGCAUAUACUGCACUUGCUCUGCAUAUACCCAUCGAAGGUAUCAAUAAACAAGGUACAAAGCCGAACAAAUGCUCUGGGAGUUCAUCUUCUGAGCAAACUUUGUUGGAACAGACACUAAAUCAUCUACUCAGUUCUUCAAAUGAGUUACUUGGUUUAGGUAACUCAGGGAAGUCUAACAAGCUGCCUCAGGAAUCUAUGCAUACUAAGGCUAAAGUCCAUUCACAUGGGAAGAAGCAAAAUAAAUUGCAACCCGAUGUUUCUAGCCCUACUGGUGAUGGUUCAAGAAUAAAAAGAGUAGUGAAUAUGGUAAGAAUGCUAAGUGCUAUCCUGAAAUUUAUUGUUGAUGUCUCUGCUGUGGAACAUGUUUCUCUCAGUCAACCAAGGUUUUUGAUUUUUACACUGCGAUACCUAGAAUUCAUCGACUCCAUUGUAAUGCAAUAUUCUCAAAACCAGCAGUGGCAUAAGGAAAAUGAUCUGAAAGAAACAUUCCUCUGUUUGAAAAGUUCAUUCACAUAUGCAAGCAAGUUGCUCCAUGAAGUCAUCAAAUGUUCCUGUAUGACUUCAAUGCCUCCUGCUGAAACCUAUACUCUUUCUAAUAAGCUGCUUGACCUGUUUAUUUCUGUUGAAGAGCACAUGGGUUCCAGCUAUGCAACACGUAUAUUUGCUGCAGCUAAACCGUGGUUGCCUGAUCUGACUUUAGGAUUAGGAUCCUGGAACAUUCUAAGGCCGUCUUUAGGAGAAAAUGUGAGCAAAUUUAUACCUGAUCAUGUUAAAUCUAGUUUCCCAUCAUGGCUCAAACAUGCAGCAGAGGCUGAGGUAAAUGAAAUUUGCCCAGAUGACGUGGAUGAUGAAGCAAAGAUGGAAAAUUAUCCGGCAUCCAGAAAACUUGUUGAGUUGAUGAUUCAGCUAUCUAGAGCUAAACAUGAAUUGUUAGAUGGAGUUGGAGCAAUUUUCUUAAUUGGUUCAGUAUAUGGGCUGGAGCAGAGGGACUUUAAGCUGGUACUAGGUCUUGUGCAUUUUGUCUGUGCAAAGCUGGUCAGGGACGAUUAUAGUGGAUGGGAUAAACUAGAUAUGAUGUUAGAAUAUCUGAAAGAGAUUUACCCUCAAAUAGAGAAAGAAGCUGAGCUCAAUGACAAAUUACAGAGUGUGAGAGAAUUGCUUGAACCUAUAUGGAUGCUUCAUAACCGUGGCAGUGAUUUUACACAAGAGGAAGGAUAGUCAGAUUCGGACAAGAGGAAGAAUAGUCAGAUUUGGACAGCAGGAAGCCCGGUGGCCCUCUGGAAGCCUUGUCAUCAAGAGAUAAUUGGCAAUGUAUCUUAUUGUGGCCAAGUUUUUUCCCGAUUAAUUUCUUUAAAAAUAUUUUACCGAUUAUACUACAUAUGACUAUAAAUUUCUGAUAAAUUGAAAGAGAAUGAAUUUGGAGUGAGAUUCUUCUCUCUCUUUUUUAAAGGUAUCGGUGCUCUUAACUCUUUA
Messenger RNA from Daucus carota subsp. sativus, 4090 nucleotides. RefSeq lists its product as uncharacterized. Gene Ontology annotation, cellular component: condensin complex; nucleus. The record is from RefSeq and is a predicted model, not a curated record. NCBI's taxonomy places the organism in Eukaryota, Viridiplantae, Streptophyta, Magnoliopsida, Apiales, Apiaceae. The transcript has 5 exons. Gene Ontology annotation, biological process: mitotic sister chromatid segregation. The coding region runs from base 134 to 3835 and encodes 1233 amino acids.